Molecule: messenger RNA, 2041 nt
Organism: Magallana angulata
Lineage: Eukaryota; Metazoa; Mollusca; Bivalvia; Ostreida; Ostreidae
Exons: 8
Coding region: 720-1091 (123 amino acids)
Source: RefSeq, a predicted model, not a curated record
CCCAGAGGAACGUAAGAUACCCAGCUUUGGUUGUUUUCUUUGGAGUCUCUGACUUUUUGAUAUUUUCGAAAUGGAAUAAGAGGGAAAAAUAAUUGUGGUCUGUGUCCAUAGACCUGACGGACCCGUGGACUCUAGACGAGCUUGUUUACGACGAGAGGGGGAGAAACUUUGCCAGAAGAACAUACAAUGUAGAAACAUUACUCAGCGGAUUUGAGCAAAGAUAUAAAUAGAAGGCGCUUCUGUGCAUCAGAGUCAGUCAGCUGAUAGAGAGCGAGGCAAAAACAGUUAAAGCAUGGUGUAAUUUUUCAUUUGCGGGAUCCCAAACUACUGCGGGCGAAUCACGCCAGUUGUCCUUAAUUAGAACAUAGUCCCGGAGCAUGACUCAAAAAGGAGGGUUCUAUAAAGAGGAUGGCUACGGCGCUAGCUCACCAAUCUUUUCAAAAGAUAAGCUUGUAAAAAGUCUACGAGGAAUGGGGAUUGCAAGAGACAUGAAAGUACCUAGAUGAUAGCGUUGAAAACUGUGCGGGGUGUCCCGGGUAUUUCAAAAUGGAAAGACUGUAAACAUUUCCCAUUACAAUUUCCGUAAGACAUUUGGUUUUGUUUCCAGUGCGUUCCUCUCAAGAUAUAAUAUAAAAGCUUGCAAUCGCCUACUGUACCGUUCAGAAGAAAGAAAGAAUUACGUUGAUACUCACAAUACUUGAUUGUCUGAAGCAUUAAAAAUGAUUUUAUACAGAUUGUUGAGAGCUGAUGAGGAUCCUGCUAAAGGUUUAACUGCAAAAGACCCAAACUCUGAUGUAACUGUAGAUUUCCACGUUUCAUACGGAUCGAAUGGCUCUGACUCAAGAUACAUAUCCUGCAGUAAGACUCUAGAAGGAAUAACCGAAUUCGCUUCUCAUUCAAUAACAUUUCCAAGGAGAAUUGUUAGGAUAGAGUUAAAUGAGAACGAUCAAGACAUAAAUAUCAUAGAUUUGACAAAUUAUUAUGAGCGGAUUCAGCAUGUGUUUACCCAACGGGGCAUAAACUUUGCAAGGAAGUUCGACGAAGUCUUGGUCGAAGGUAGGAUCCGUGCGGAAUGUAUAACUUUGAUAUAAACUACACUGAUUUGAUGGAUUCUGUUUGGUUUAGUUCAAUGAUUUAUACGUUUUUUAACAAUGGCCGUUCGUCGGUGACACGCAUCAUUGUGAUAGACAGACAGGAAAUGUUUUGUUCGAAUCGUGUAUUGGAAAUUGUGUGUUAGGCUGAUUGUGUUUCUACAUUAUAUAUACAUGUACAUGGAUGUUAGCAUUAUUUUCAGAGUAGUAUACAAUUGAAUAAGAGGACCAUAAAUAUAAAUGUUUACAGUUUUAUUGAUGAAAUUGUAAUUCUGUGUAAUUUCUUCAAUAUUUUUGUUUUACAUAAAAUGUAUAUAAUUUAUGUUAAUGUAUGAUUAUUAUUUAGAAUGUACGCUGAAAAAAAAUAUUACAGUUGUAAAAAUAUGCAUCAAGUGUAUUUGACUUAUAUAUACCUUUUUUAUCACAAUAAUCAAUUAUUAUAUAACUUAUAUAUAUUUAUUACUCAAACUAUUACAUUUGCAAAAAUAUGUAUUUGUCUUAAAUAUGUUUUUAUUCCUAUUUUUCAUAAUAAUCAAUUAUAAUUUAACUUAUAUAUUUUUAUCUUUGUUUCAUUUUUAUUUUCAAUGAUUCAUAACAGAACAUCGUACUUUGAUGUAUAUUUGACAUUAUUUAUUAUCAUUAUCAUAUCAUAUUAUCAUCAUCACUAUUAUUAUUCAAUUUAUUUUUAUCAGUAAAUUGUAUCCAACAUGUAUUUAAUUCUUUUUAUAUCUUAAUUUUCAAGAGGUUAGUAACAGAAAAUAAGAAAUCUUUCUUAAUGAAUGUUAAAUAUACAUAUCCUAUAUCUAUUGUGUCAUGUUAAAACAUUUUUGCUUUAAGGGUCAGGUGCUUGAUUCAAAGGAUGUAAAAUUAAAUGAAUGAUAUGUUUUAAUUUUGGACAUGAAUUUAAUCAGCUAUAAAUAUUUUUUCAAUAAAACUUAUUCUUCACAGUC